AUGGAUGGUGCAGGGGCUGCUCGCCACAGAGCGAAGUGGAAGUCAUGGCGUUGUCGGAUGAGACUGACCCCGACCAUGGCGGCAUGCGGAGGAGGAGCUCGGGGCGCUGCAACGCUGCUGGAGCAGAGGGAUACCAAUGCCGUCCACAACCAGUGUGGAGGAGUUCGAGGAGGUACCCAUGAUGAAUCUGCAGGGCCACGCCCGGACAUGCCGGCAAGCACGCAGCAAGCAGAAUCCGACGCGGUGGGCAGGGAGAGGAAAGUGGCGACCUGGGAGAUGAGGGCUAGCUUGGGGAAGGAGCAGAGACCUGCGGCCACCAUGGCAGGUGCUACCGGGGUCUCAGUGUUGAUGGAGGCAAGGGCGCGGCGCUGGGAACGAGGGCUUGCCGCACGUCCCUAG
Messenger RNA from Zea mays, 399 nucleotides. RefSeq lists its product as uncharacterized. The transcript has a single exon. The record is from RefSeq and is a predicted model, not a curated record. The coding region runs from base 1 to 399 and encodes 132 amino acids. NCBI's taxonomy places the organism in Eukaryota, Viridiplantae, Streptophyta, Magnoliopsida, Poales, Poaceae.